Molecule: messenger RNA, 1039 nt
Organism: Bursaphelenchus xylophilus (pine wood nematode)
Lineage: Eukaryota; Metazoa; Nematoda; Chromadorea; Rhabditida; Aphelenchoididae
Source: the annotation of a GenBank genome assembly
AUGGCGGGAUUUGCUUUGAAAAGACUUAUGGCCGAAUACAAACGUGAGUUUUUUGAGUUUAUUGUGUUUGGAACGUUUAGAAAUCGAUAAAACUGACCAUCAAAAUUGAGAUCAAAGAACAUCUGCCAUAGAGACAGUGAUUCUUUUUUAGUUGUGUGGAUGCGUUUCAAUUUUACUGAACUGUGACCUCAACAACUUUACCGCAAUUUUCAGAGCUGAACGCAAAUCCACCAGAGGGAAUCAUUGCCGGUCCAUCAAGUGAGGACAACUUCUUUGAAUGGAACUGCUUAAUUAGUGGGCCCCCGGACACCUGCUACGAAAAUGGAGUAUUUCCCGCUAGAUUAAGCUUCCCGGAGGUGAGUCAUUGAGAAAUGGUUUAAUUUUGACAACUUAGGUUACUGUAGAAACAAGAGACUAUUGCUAUUGUUCUUUCAGGAUUACCCACUAAGUCCUCCGAAGAUGCGGUUUACAUGCGAUUUAUUCCAUCCCAACAUUUACGCCGAUGGAAAAGUUUGUAUAUCCAUCUUGCACACUCCUGGAGAUGAUCCCACUGGAUACGAAAGCUCCUCCGAACGGUGGUCACCGGUGUUAUCUGUGGAAAAGGUUCUCAUAUCAGUGGUGUCAAUGUUAGCGGGUAAGUGGCGAGGUCUUCUUUCUUAUCGUUUGUUGAAUGUUUUUAGAACCCAAUGAUGCUAGUCCAGCCAACGUGGAUGCGGCCAAAAUGUGGCGCGAGAAUCGGGCGGAAUUCGAAAGACUUGGUCGAGAUCUGGCUGUCCGAACCCUGGCCCAUGCCAAUUCAAUCCCUCCGAAGGCUUCCACCAGUAAACCCCGUCCCUCCGGCGACAACAGUGCUCCAAAAACGAACCCACAAGAAGUUUCCGAGGCUACCCUUCAACCAAAUUCUAAUCCGAAGCCAAGCCCUGAUUCCUUGAAGUCCCCGUCAAACUUUGUCUUUGUCCUGGGCUCCUUGAUAGUUGUUUUCUUCGGGGUGUUUCUGUUUUUCAAGUUCUUCAAGACCUACAAAGUCCCCGCAAUCUGA